AUGGCGACCACGGUGGAUGCAAAACUGCUGAAGCAGACCAAAUUUCCGCCUGAAUUCAAUACAAAGGUCGACAUGAACAAGGUCAAUGUCGAAGUCAUGAAGAAAUGGAUUGCAGGCAAGAUCUCAGAGAUUCUAGGCAAUGAAGACGAUGUGGUUAUUGAGCUUUGUUUCAACCUUCUGGAGGGUUCGCGGUUUCCGAACGUCAAACACUUACAGAUUCAGCUUACGGGGUUUUUGGAUAAAGAUACAGCAAAGUUUUGCAAAGAUCUGUGGAAUUUGUGUAUCAGCGCCCAGUCGAAUCCUCAGGGUGUACCGAAAGAACUGCUGGAAGCGAAAAAAUUGGAAUUGAUACAGGAGAAGCUUGACGCCGAAAAAGCUGCUAAGGAAGCUCGUCGUCAGAAAGAAGAAGAAUCGGCUCGGGAGCGCGAAGCGGAUGCGAUCAGACGUCGUGAAAGAGAAGAGCGCGGUCGUGGAGGAAGGAACCGGCGAGGUACAGUAAAUAGAGAUUUUGGCCGCCGAAAUUUUCGAGAUUCCCGUUCUCCCCCUCUAAGGCGAAGAAGCCCCGAGCGAUAUCGCGACCAGCGACGCCCUAGAGGAGAUACAUACGCGCCUUCUGGAGGGCGACGAUCGCGUUGGACGGCUGAAAGAGGACGUCGACGUUCUAGAUCUGCAUUAUCAUCCCCGUCUCACUCGCCCUCUCCAUCGCCUUCUCCAUCCCGAUCUCAGUCACACUCAGCUUCGCCUCCUCGACGUAGAUAUAGAGAUAGAUCGCGAUAUGACAGACGUCGCCGCCGCUCCUUAAGCCGCUCCCGAUCCCCGGAUCGACGGGAUACCAGGCAUAGAAGAAGAGGAAACCCAGUUUAUAGUGACCGGUCUCGUUCUCGUUCUGAAUCAUGUCGCUCACGUUCUCCUAGAAGAUUCCGGAGAAGAUCUUUGAGUUCUUCUUCCCGAAAAUCCCGAUCACCUCCCCCACGUAAUCGCCGAGACCACCGAACGAGGAGACAUCCGUCCCGGUCACCAGCACGCUCCCGCUCGCGGUCAAGUAGUCCGGGGCGUAGGGGAAGUGGAGGUCGGUGGAGAAGAUCACCACCAUCUAAUAACCCAAAACAAGACAGAGCCGAAAUACGAGCUGAUAUAACCAAGGACUCCAAAUCACACAACAGUCACCGCCUCAGUCAAAGUAGGGGCCGUCGAAGCGAUAGCCCACAUCGUGCCCGCAGCCGGUCUCGAUCCCGUAGCACUAGCUGUGGACGCACAAAGCGCAAGAGACACCAAUCUAUUGAAAGAUAUGCUCCAGCAGCGAGAAGACAGCGCAAAGGCUCUCCAGCAUCCUCACCCAUAAGAUAUCCAGAGAAGAAGGCUGAUUCAGAAGAAGACCAAGCCAGACACUUGUCCCAUCCUCCUCAACGCGAAUCGGAUGCCAAAGAUGGAUCCAAAACCCAUGACGAGGUGGGUCAGUAA
Ophidiomyces ophidiicola is the source of this 1461-nucleotide messenger RNA. RefSeq lists its product as uncharacterized. Gene Ontology annotation, cellular component: spliceosomal complex. The record is from RefSeq and is a predicted model, not a curated record. The transcript has 4 exons. Lineage: Eukaryota; Fungi; Ascomycota; Eurotiomycetes; Onygenales; Onygenaceae. The coding region runs from base 1 to 1461 and encodes 486 amino acids. Gene Ontology annotation, molecular function: RNA binding. Gene Ontology annotation, biological process: mRNA processing; regulation of mRNA splicing, via spliceosome.